Notodromas monacha is the source of this 1351-nucleotide messenger RNA. NCBI's taxonomy places the organism in Eukaryota, Metazoa, Arthropoda, Ostracoda, Podocopida, Cyprididae. The record is from the annotation of a GenBank genome assembly.
AGGACUUGCAGCUUUGUUAUUUGAGGGGAGGAUUAAAAUAGGAUCUGAGCCCUGAGCUCUGUGAUGAUGUGCGACGAGCUCGAGUCCAUGAGUUGCGCUAUGGAUGCGCGCUCGUCCAUGAGCCACUCGGGCGAUCAAGAUGCGAGCGUCGCAAAUAUUUUCAUCAUGUUCUUCGCUGCAGCUAUCGGCGGAUACGUCCUAUCUUCUUUCGUCCUCCUCCGAAGCCCCGGAAUUCUCCAUAGGAAGAAAGAACAUCGCUUCGCUGCACGGCAUAUCAGCCAUCGUGGUGGAGCUGGUGAAUGCACAGAAAACACCAUCGAUGCAUACAGAAGAGCGGUGAGUGCUGGAACAGAGCUCCUUGAACUGGACGUGCAUCUCACGAAAGACAACCAAGUGGUCGUUAUUCACGAUGACAAUCUUCUGCGCCUGACUGGGAUGAACUGUUUAAUAAGUGAACUGCGGUACGAGGAAUUACCGGUGUUGAAGCGAGAACUUGACGUGUCUUUCGCAAGAGGUGUUGUGAUGGAGGAUUCCGAGAAUCGGACAAUCCCACGCCUGAAAGACGUGUUCGAGGAGUUUCCAGACGUACCGAUCAACGUUGAUAUCAAAGUUGACAAUGAUGUGCUUAUUGCGACGACGGCUGACUUGAUCGCACAGUUCAAGCGAGAAAAGCUCACCGUAUGGGGAAACACGUCGUCUAAAGUUACCGAGAAGUGUUACAGUGUCAAUCCAUCAAUCGGGCUGUUGUUCUCCAUGCGACGGGUGGUGCAGAUUGUAAUUCUGUUUUAUUGCGGUCUGCUGCCAUACUUCCCAAUAAGGGAGACCCACUUGGAAAUUCCGAUGCCCCAUUGCUUCUUUCACUUCAUGCCUAACCCGUCCAAGAAGCAAAGAUUUAUUGUGGCCCUCAUGGAUAAGUUAUUAAUGAGGAGAAGCCUGUUCGAACAUCUCCAGAAACGUGGAAUACCGGUGUACCUGUGGGUGCUGAAUGACCCAAUUGAGUGGGACAGAGCAUUUAACGAACUGCGUGUGGAUGGAGUCAUGACUGACUUUCCAUCAAAGCUUGCCACUUACUUGAAGCAACACAACGUCUAACUGACUUUAACUCGGUCUUCGUCUAGCAUUCUUUCUCCAGUUAGUUGAUUCAUUCCUCAAUUUCUCGUACAAUGGCAUAUCUGAUCUGCCCAGUGUUUGUCGCUUGUCAAGUUUGUUCAAUGUUUUUUAUGGCUGUAUUGCGAAGGAACUUGAGUGAGUGCUAAUUUUUUGCCCGUUCGUCGACCAAAGGUUGGGCUGCACUUGUAGCUGUGUUAUAUUUGAUGGGAAUGUGGAACACAAAUUUUUUCUGAAGGGAAAA